CUCUCCACAGACAUAGUGAAGUUAUUUUACACCGUACUGUCUUCCAGUUUCUGAGAAGAAUGGCUUCAAAUGCAGCAGACAAUCAGAGACAGCGUUCAAAAAAGUCGAAACAAACCAAGGACACAUUACGUCAUGUGAGAUCGAAAGAGACCAGAAGACACGGCGAAAACACUGGACCGUCAACUGUUUACGUGCAGGUUGUCGGAGCCGGUAGCCGAGACAAUGGGGCGUCACUGUAUGUGUUCUCAGAGUACAAUAGAUACUUGUUCAAUUGUGGAGAAGGGACCCAACGGUUAAUGCAAGAGCACAAACUGAAAAUAGCCUGCCUGGAUAACAUUUUCCUCACACGAAUGAGUUGGGAGACAAUUGGGGGCUUAUCAGGAAUGAUACUGACGCUGAAAGAUACUGGAGUGCCUGAGUGUGUGUUGUCUGGACCUCCUCAGCUGGAGAGAUAUCUGAAUGCCAUUCGAGUGUUCUCGGGACCACUUGAUGACAUUAAACUGGCGGUGCGGCCAUACACUGAGUCUGAAUACAAAGAUGACACCAUGACAGUAACUCAGGUACCGAUAUUUGCUGAGGGGAUAGGAGAGGGGCCACGGCCUAACUCUGGCCGCAGCAGCAGCCUCACUGGCAGUUCCAUCCAGAACCAGAGGAGGGAGCUGUUGAAGUUUGAGGACUCAGAAGAGACUCAGAUAGAUGGCAAGGAGAGAGGAGAAUCUAGUCCAGAGAGCAAAGGGAAAGUCACCCGAGAUAACUCUUUAGUCGUUGCCUUUGUUUGUAAGCUGCAUCCAAAGAAAGGGAACUUUCUAGUCAUGAAAGCUAAGGAACUUGGAUUACCAGUUGGAACAGCAGCCAUUGGCCCCAUUGUUGUUGCUCUGAAGGAUGGCAAAUCUGUCACCUAUGAAGGAAAAGAGAUUCGACCUGAAGAGGUUUGCACACCGAUCGACCCGGGUCCGGUUUUUCUCGUGGUCGACUGUCCUUCCGAGGAGUUUGUUCAACCCCUCUGUACUAAUCACCUGCUGAGCAGAUAUCAAAGCGGCGGUUCAGAAGACCCUGCUGUCCUCGUGGUUCAUAUGACGCCUGAAUCAGUGCUCAAAACGGAGGGGUAUAAGAGUUGGAUAGAAAAGUUUCCACCCAGCACUGAGCAUCUGAUUCUGAAUGAACAAGUGUGUACCGUGCACAACGCCAGGAGCCAGAAGAUCCAAACCCAACUUAACCUCAUUCAUCCAGAAAUUUUCCCCGAAUUAAAACACUACAAAACCAAGGAAUCCCAGGCUGCUCUGCACGUUCCCAAUGUCAGAGCCGAGUGCUUGUUAAAGUUUCAGCUGCGACCCAAGCUCGAGUGGCAAAGAGAUGCCAUACCCUCCUGUGACGUGGCAGAGUUUGUGAAGGAAGCAGAAGAAGUGCCAAACUUUCUUCAGGAAGUGGAGGAAUUUAAACGGUUCCUAGCCACUGAUGAAACCGUGCGGUCUGGGCUUGUGGAAAAAUAUCCGGAGGUAGUGUUUCUGGGGACGGGAUCUGCCCUUCCGAUGAAGAUCAGAAAUGUUAGCGGUACUCUGGUGAACAUCAGUCCCACUCAGUCAUUGUUACUGGACUGUGGUGAAGGUACCUUUGGCCAGCUUUGUCGUCAUUAUGGAGACAGUGUUGACGAGAUGCUCACCAAACUAUCCACCAUUUUCGUCUCCCACAUGCAUGCAGACCACCAUACGGGGCUGUUGAAUUUACUCCUACAGAGAGAGAGAGCUUUGAACAGUCUUGGAAAAGCCUUCAGCCCAGUUUACCUAGUGGCUCCAGUCCAGAUAAUGACCUGGCUAAACCAAUACCAUGACCACUGCCAGGAGAUCCUCAGUCAUAUCAACAUCGUCCCGGCCAAGUUCCUGUGUGAUGGAGCUGAGGUCCCAAAAUACAAAACCAUGUCCUUCAUCCAGGCCCUGCUGAAGAAAUGUGACCUACAAAAGUUUCAAACUUGCCUGGUGCGUCACUGUAAGAAUGCCUAUGGCUGUAGUCUCCAACAUCAGUCUGGUUGGCAUCUGGUCUUCUCCGGUGACACCAUGCCCUGUGAUGCCCUGGCACGGAUGGGGAAGAAUGCUACAUUACUUAUUCAUGAGGCUACUCUGGAGGAUGGGAUGGAAGAUGAGGCUGCAGAGAAGAGACACAGCACAACAUCCCAAGCCAUUGAGAUUGGGAUGAAGAUGAAUGCUGAGUUUAUAAUGCUGAACCACUUUAGCCAGCGUUAUGCAAAAAUCCCUCUGUUCAAUGCUGACUUCAACGACAAAGUGGGAAUCUCUUACGACCACAUGAGGAUCCGACUGGGACAUUUCCAGGUCUUGCCCAAACUCAUCCCUCCGUUGAAGGCCCUGUUUGCGGAGGAGAUUGAGGAGAUGGAGGAGAGGAGGGAGAGAAGACAGAUGAGGGUUACGGGCCCUGAGCUCAACGGGAUUUUCGAUGCAGGGGAGACUCUGGGCAGAGGAGCCAAGAGAGAACAGGAGGACUCACAGGAAAUACAAAGCAAGCGAGUGAAAGCUACAUAAACUCCAGUGACAACAUUCAAAGGACUAGUGGCUUGUUUUUGUUUGAGACUGAUAGCGAAGGGGUUGUGUGAUUAUUUCUAACCGAGAUUUUUC
This is a messenger RNA of Chanos chanos (milkfish), 2624 nucleotides long. It is a transcript of the gene elac2, whose product is annotated as elaC ribonuclease Z 2. NCBI's taxonomy places the organism in Eukaryota, Metazoa, Chordata, Actinopteri, Gonorynchiformes, Chanidae. The coding region runs from base 60 to 2531 and encodes 823 amino acids. The record is from RefSeq and is a predicted model, not a curated record. Gene Ontology annotation, molecular function: 3'-tRNA processing endoribonuclease activity. Gene Ontology annotation, biological process: mitochondrial tRNA 3'-end processing. The transcript is spliced from 24 exons. Gene Ontology annotation, cellular component: mitochondrion.